CUCUGAGGUGCAUCCCCACCCAGUGAUGCUGAGCACCUCCUCAUCCCUAGAACAUGACAUCAUCGUGAACGGCUGCUGCUCAGUCAGUCGGAGUCUGUGACUGUUGUUGCUAAGGGCGUGGGCAUUGUGUGUUUCCUUUUUCUUUUUUUAAAUUUCCACUGGCUUCCACAGCUCCAUGGAUCCUGCCGGGUUGACGGACCCGUUCAUCAUCUUGCGGCUGCGCGUGAUUAUCGUCACCAGCGAGGAAACACCGAAUUACGGAUAAAAAGAAUCGGAGUCGCGUCGGCGCCUGGUACUCGAACGCACCACUUGCGAUAGACAGUUCCGACCAAAUGCAGUUGAAUACAUGAGUAGAGACUCUUCAUUUCCCGCUGUCUCGUAUCAGCUUCAUAUGGCUUUUUAUCGGCGGAUCGGUUUCAGGUGAAUAAGGUGUGAUCAUCAUCAUCAUCCUCAUCAUCUCAGCCAACCGGCUCCAUCAGACAUGGCAGCGCGCACAUCAGAGCCGCUCUGUCAGCCGUGCGUCUACCAUGAGGCGUUCAAAGUGGAGCUACAGGUGAGGAGACCUCUGAUGCCGGUCCAGCUGGGUCCAGAGCAGGUGGGCCUGGAGAUGCUCUGUCUGUGUGAGCAGCUGGACCUCCUCAUCCGGGCACAGAUGCAGCAGUUCCAGGAGCAGUUUGGACACGGCUGCAGCCCGGAGGAAUCGGACACUUUCCAGGCUCAAGGAUCAGAGAUUCUUGACCAGAUGCUGCAGUGCCUUGAACAUCUACCAAAGCCUAUGCCCCAGCUGGAGGACUACCUGGACAUGACGGGUCUGUCAGCGAUGUUUCCUCGUGUGGAGGUGUUCCUCAUUCAAGGCAGCCCCGUGGAAAUGUUGGAGAGGCCCCCGAUGGAUGAUUACUUCUUCCACAUUGCCAAACUGAACCAGCUCUUGGUGCUGAGUCAACAGCUCGAGGAAGAUAUGAGGCACCUUGGAAGUCACAAAUACAUCGCCCACCAGCUCUCGGUGAUAUAUCAAGUCAUCAGCUCAUUCGGGGGAAUUCAGGUCUUCUCUGAGAUAAAGAAAGAUAUCGAGGCCAACUUCAAACAGAUGAAACAGUCUCUCGCGAGCGACGAGGGCUCCAGGCAUGAGCCUCAGCUGGCUGCUCACUACACCAACUGGAUAUUAGAAAUAACUCAGAGCGUGAUAUCGGUGGUGUUGUCACUACCGGAGGAGCUGACGGACGACCUUCACCAGGCUGUGACCUUCGUGUCCCAUCUCCUGUCCUGACUCACCCCCCGGCGAACGGACACCUCUGACUCUACAAACCCCCCGGUGGUCUGAUGCACCGGGCCUUUCUCCGGGAGUCUCCUGCUUCUAGAUGAACUGAUGUUGUUAUGACUGUGAACAGGUGCUACAUACAUUGAUUCAACUGACUGAUGGUGCGGGGUUGGAAAAGCCUAUACUUCAUUCACAAAUCGUCUAGGUUUUUAUACGUCCCCUCUGAAUGUGGCUCAUAUAAGUCUGUGGUGAGUCAGUUGUUCGGAAAAGGAAUGUAAUCUUGUCGAAUCCCUCCUUGCACUGCUGUUAAUAAUAACUGCUGUUGUAAUUUUUUUAACCUUAAGUGAAAUAAUAAAGUUGAAUGCAAUAGGGAGGCUUUUGCAUGUCCUCGCUGUAGACAUCAUCGCUACACACUUGUACUUUGUCAUGGCAGGAAGAAAAACACCGGUGAAGGACUGCAACUAAAGAUUAUUU
This is a messenger RNA of Scophthalmus maximus (turbot), 1732 nucleotides long. RefSeq lists its product as uncharacterized. The transcript is spliced from 8 exons. Lineage: Eukaryota; Metazoa; Chordata; Actinopteri; Pleuronectiformes; Scophthalmidae. Bases 482 to 1267 code for a protein of 261 amino acids. The record is from RefSeq and is a predicted model, not a curated record.